GAUCGGCCCACACCAACAAUCAGUCUGCAAACAUCGUCCGGCAAGCGUGGCAGCAGCGUGGCGUGGUGCGAUUUUUUGGAACAAACAAACAACACAGUUAGGCCAAUUUUUUGGGAGGACCCACAUAAAAGUAUUAGUAGUAUCAAACGUUCUUCUUUUUCUUGAACCGCCAGUCAGUCAGUGAUAAAUAAAAAUGGCCUUCCGAGUGAUGUCGUUCUCCGCCAGCCUCAAGCAGGUUGCCCAGAUUUCCGAGCUGUUGCUGGCCCGAUCCUACAGUACCGGUGGCCCCAAAAACAUUGGAUUCAUCGGCCUCGGAAACAUGGGCGGUCCCAUGGCCAGCAACCUGAUGGCUAAGGGUCACAAGCUGCACGUGUUCGACAUCUCGGCCGACGCGAAGGAUGCGCUCAAGGCCAAGGGAGCCACCACCUACGACAACGUGUCGGAGCUGGCCAAGGCUUCGGACUUCGUCGUCACCAUGCUGCCCAACAACGACAUCGUGGCCAACACGUACGAAAGCAUCCUGGCCGGUGGUAUCAAUACCAGCACCUUCUUUGUCGACUCCAGCACCAUCGAUCCGAAUGUGGCCAAGGCCGUCCAGAAAAAGGUCAAGGCUGCUGGGGCUACCUUUGUGGAUGCUCCGGUAUCGGGAGGUGUUCCCGGGGCCAAGAAUGCCACGCUGACGUUUAUGGUCGGUGGAACCCAGGAGGAGUAUGAACGCGUGAAGGGUAUUCUCGAGGGAAUGGGCAAGAAAAUCACCCACUGCGGAGGAUACGGAAUGGGUCAGGCGGCUAAGGUUUGCAACAACAUGAUGCUGGGAAUUUCGAUGUGCGGUCUGGCCGAGUGCAUGAAUUUGGCUAUCAGACUGGGGCUCGAUGCCAAGGUCUUCGCCGACAUCAUCAACGCCUCCACCGGUCGCAGCUGGGCUUCGGAAAUCAACAAUCCCGUCCCUGGAGUGAUCCCCACUGCUCCGGCUGCCAAUUCCUAUGCUGGUGGGUUUGCAACCGGUCUCAUUACCAAGGAUCUGGGCAUCGCUUCUGCUGUGGCCACCACCUCCAAUACUCCGAUCCCGUUGGGUGCUCUGACUCAUCAGAUUUACCGCACUUUGAUGGCCAAGGGAUUGGCUAACAAGGACUUCUCGGUGGUUUACGAUUUCAUCAAGAACGAGGAACAGAAAGCCUAAAUAACCUAUACAACAUCGAACGCCAUACAAACUAUCCUACAAAACUUGACUAUAAGGAUCGUUUCUUUCAUAAUGAAGUGUCUUCCAGAGAUUGCAUUUAAUAUCAACCAGUGCUCGGUAUUGUGAUCGAGCAUAGCAGGGAUUGUUUUUAUUAUAAAUCAUAAUAAGAAAAACGUAACAAAUAAAGUACCAAUUCAACUACUCGA
This is a messenger RNA of Uranotaenia lowii, 1386 nucleotides long. RefSeq names its product probable 3-hydroxyisobutyrate dehydrogenase, mitochondrial. Gene Ontology annotation, cellular component: mitochondrion. The record is from RefSeq and is a predicted model, not a curated record. Gene Ontology annotation, molecular function: NADP binding; 3-hydroxyisobutyrate dehydrogenase activity; NAD binding. Lineage: Eukaryota; Metazoa; Arthropoda; Insecta; Diptera; Culicidae. The coding region runs from base 194 to 1180 and encodes 328 amino acids. The transcript has 3 exons. Gene Ontology annotation, biological process: L-valine catabolic process.